This is a messenger RNA of Fulvia fulva, 1971 nucleotides long. RefSeq lists its product as uncharacterized. NCBI's taxonomy places the organism in Eukaryota, Fungi, Ascomycota, Dothideomycetes, Mycosphaerellales, Mycosphaerellaceae. The record is from RefSeq and is a predicted model, not a curated record. The coding region runs from base 1 to 1971 and encodes 656 amino acids. The transcript is spliced from 6 exons.
AUGCCCAUGUUUGCUCCGUCACUGAGGACACACACGACAGACAUUCAAGGCUGCCGUCCUCAUUCACUGACCCUUAGUUCGAUCGCCGUUCUUUCCUCCGCCUUCGUGAGCCUUGUCUAUCCGAACGCACGCCGCGUCGACAACAACUCAUUUCAGCCAAUUCGGGCUCUCGAGUCCAUCACUGAGCCCGCAUCUUCACGAGAUUGCUUCAUUCUCGCGCUCGUGACUCCGUUUCAUCUUCGUCAUUUGCACCUUCAGCUUGAGCACGAGCCUCACACACAACCGCAUAAGAAUUUUCGCCAUCCACCCAAUAACUCUUCUCAUCUCAACCCCAAACACCACACUCGCUUGGUCACCGCACUUCACGACAGACCUCCUCCGACCACCACAACUUCCUACACACACCCCCAAACAGCAAGCAUGCUUUCCGCCAUGACUGCCGUCAAGGCCGCCGCCAUCUUGGCAUUCCCACUCGCUUAUGCUGCGGACUUAUCUGCGUAUGAGGGCUACUCCGCUGAGUGCAUCACCUGCAACUCCUGGAUGCUCACCAGCGCUUCCAACCCCAGCUACUUCGAGGGCGACAAUCCACUCGUCGCCGUCUGCGCCGCUGGCAAUGACAAGACCUUCCGGCCAUGUGACAAGCUCUGCAUCGACAAGUUCGGACACUCCCUCCGCCAGAACAAGUGCGCUGGCUCCGUCCAGAACGGUGGUCACAAGCAGGCUCGUCAGACCGAGAACGUCAUCGGCAAUUAUGAGGGUUACUCUGAGGAGUGCACUCAGUGUUACUCCAACGCCCUGCCCAGCGCUUUCCAGCCACCAUACACCUACGGUGACAACCCACUCACUGCCGUCUGCGCCUCGGGCAACGACCAGUUCUUCCGUCCAUGUGACCAGCUCUGCAUUGACCAGUACGGCCACACCUUCCGUCAGAGCAAGUGCGCUGGCUCCGGACACGGUCUCAUGCAGGCUCGUCAGGCUGAGAACGUCUUUUCCGGCUACGAGGGCUACUCCGAGGACUGCACCUCAUGCUUCUCCAAUCUUCUCUCCAGCGCUUACAGCCCAGCCUAUACUGCUGGUGACAACCCACUGACGGCAGUCUGCGCCUCCGGCAACAACGACAUCUUCAAGGUCUGCGACGCCAAGUGCGUUGACGAAUAUGGCCACACUUUCCGCCAGAACAAGUGUGCUGGCUCCGUCAAGGCACCUCCCAGCAAGCGCGACUCCAGCUGUGAGAUCUGCUGGAAGACGAGGAGCUCCGAGCUGGGCUGCAACACUCCUUUCGUCAUCGCAGGCCACGAGUUCGAGCUUGCUGGCUGCAUGUGCCAGCCAGGCAAGAUCGACUCCUUCAAGCAGUGCGACGCUCAGUGCAACCAGGGCGGCAUGUUCCCCAGCUACGCCUGCGCUGUGCUCGGUCUCAGCAAGCGUCACGAGGACGAGACUACCACCUCGAGUUCCACCUCGGUCUCCACCUCAACUACCUUCGAGACUACCACCAAGACUGUCGACCCAUCGACGACCUCUUGCAACUCGACCACCUCCCUCCUCGUUGCCCCAGCCGCCACCGACGUGCCUUGCCCACCUGGGUACAAGUUCUGCUACACUACUGCCGUGGCUGGCUCGUGUGUUCUGUCUGAACUGCCAUGUGAUGGUACCCCAGCCGCCACCACCACCGGUAAGCCAUGCCCAUCUGGGUACAAGUCCUGCUACACUACUGCCUGGAGUGGCUUGUGCAUCCUCCCUGAACUGCCAUGUCCUGGUACUCCGAACCCGCUUGGCCCAGGCCCAGUCUCUGCGAACAGCACCAUCCCAUUCGCCUCUGGCACCAUCGGCCUCACUCACCCAACCGCCAACGCCACUACUGGCCAGCCAUCCGAGGCCCCACCGACCUAUAACAACGGCGCUUCUGGUCUCGGCGGCUUCGGUGCUGCCGCGUUCAGUGUCGUUGCCGUUCUCAUGGGUGCCUUCGCUUAG